CCCAGGAGAGCGAGCGACUUUCCCCAGACCUUGCUCCUCUCCCUGGGCGCAAUCUUCAUCUGUGUUCUUCUAGUACCUCUGGUGCAAACGUCUCCAAAGGACAUGGAAGAAUUUUUGCAACGUGCCAAAUCUAAGCUGAAUCGAAGCAAACGCUUGGAGAAGGUCCAUGUGGUGAUUGGACAUAAAUCAUGUGACUUGGAUUCUCUCAUUUCUGCAUUUACGUAUGCUUACUUUCUAGACAAGGUCAGUCCACCUGGGGUUCUCUGUUUGCCAGUGCUGAACAUACCAAGAACUGAAUUCAACUACUACGCUGAGACAAGGUUUAUUUUAGAAGAACUAAAUAUCUCUGAUUCAUUCCACAUAUUCCGAGAUGAAAUUAAUCUGCACCAGCUAAAUGAUGAAGGAAAGUUAUCUAUAACACUUGUGGGCAGCAAUGUGCUGGCAAGUGAGGACAAAACUUUAGAAUCGGCAGUUGUCAAGGUCAUUAAUCCAGUUGAGCAGAGUGAUUGUGCUCUUGAGUUCCGAGAGUCUUCCUCCUCCCUCGUGGUAAAAGAGAUUCUCCAGGAGGCUCCUGAACUCAUCACUGAGCAGUUGGCUCAUCUCCUCAGAGGUAGUAUCCUUUUCAAGUGGAUGACCAUGGAAUCUGAGAAGGUCUCAGAGAAGCAGGAGGAAAUUCUGUCUAUCCUGGAAGAAAAAUUUCCUAGCUUGCCUCCAAGAGAAGACAUAAUCAACAUUUUGCAGGAGACCCAAUAUAAUGCUCAGGGUUUAAGUAUUGAACAGACAAUGCUGAAGGAUCUAAAGGAACUGUCAGAUGGAGAAGUAAAAGUGGCCAUUAGUACAGUGAACAUGACUCUGGAGAACUGUAUGUUUCACAGCAACAUCGCCAGUGAUUUGAAAGCAUUUACAGACAAAUUCGGUUUUGAUGUCAUCAUACUGUUGGCCCGCUCUCAGUCAGAGGAGCAGCAGCAGCCAAAACAGCAAGUGGCCGUGUACUCUGAGAACUUAGAGCUGUGCAGCCAGAUUUGCUGUGAACUGGAGGAGUGCCAGAACCCUUGCCUAGAGCUGGAGCCCUUUGAAUGUGGCUGUGAUGAGAUCCUGGUGUACCAGCAGGAGAACCCUUCAGUGACUUGCGACCAGGUGGUUCUCCUUGUCAAGGAAGUCAUCAACAGGAGGUGUCCAGAGAUGGUAUCCAACAGCCGGACGUCCUCUACAGAAGCCGUGGCAGGCAGCGCUCCACUCUCCCAAGGAUCUUCAGGGAUUAUGGAAUUGUAUGGUUCUGACAUAGAGCCACAACCCAACUCUGUGAAUUUCAUAGAAAACCCUCCAGACUUGAAUGAUUCUAACCAGGCCCAGGUGGAUGUCAACAUAGACCUUGUUAGCCCAGACAGCGGGUUGGCCACCAUUAGGAGCAGCCGUUCAUCCAAGGAGAGUUCAGUUUUCCUCAGUGAUGACAGUCCAGUGGGAGAAGGUGCUGGGCCUCACCACAAUCUCCUUCCAGGGUUUGACUCCUACAGUCCUAUCCCAGAAGGGGUAGUAGCAGAGGAGCAUGCACGGUCUGGAGAACAUGGUGAACACUUUGACCUUUUCAACUUUGACUCAGCACCCAUGGUUUCUGGGCAUUCCCAACCAUCUUCCCAUUCUGCAGACUACUCCCCAGCAGAUGACUUCUUCCCAAACAGCGAUUCCUCAGAAGGACAAGCUCCUGCAGGUCCUAAAGGACUGGAGGAGAUAGGGAUCAACAUGUCUAACUAUUCAUCCAGUUCACUUUUGUCAGGUGAUGGCAAAGAUAGUCUGGCAGAGUUUGAUGAGGAGUUUGCCCAAAGACAAGAAAGUCACAGGGAUGACUCUGAAAGAAAUUUGAACCUAACAGAUUUCUUGGGGGAUGAACCUCCUUCACCAGAAAGACUGAAUAAUACUGGGAAGAGAAUCCCCCCAACACCCAUGAAUAGCUUUGUAGAACAAUCACCAUCCACUGAAGAGCCAGCUCUACUCUAUCCAGAAGAUAUGACCCAAAAAGCAGUUAAUGCAGGCCACCUAGCACCACCUCAGACCCGUGCACGGUGCAGCAGCUGGUGGGGUGGCUUGGAAAUGGACUCUAAAAAUAUUGCAGAUGCAUGGAGUUCCAGUGAACAAGAAUCUGUCUUCCAGAGUCCUGAAUCAUGGAAAGAUCAUAAGCCAAGCUCAGCUGAAAGAAGAGCCUCAGAGUCUGUAUUUCAGUCAAAGGGUAGCCAUGAAUUCUCAAAGUCAGAUCCCUGGGAGUCUGAAUUUGGUCAGCCUGGUCUGGAUAGCAAUAAUAUUCAAAACCAAAAUGAGGAAAACUUGCAGAUUCAGAACCUGCCCACUGAGAAAUCACAGUUGUCCAAUGCUUCUCCUCAGGGAACAAGCCACCUGAUAGAAGACUUUGCUACUUUGUGGCCUUCUAGUCGCUCUCCCACAGCAGUGCCUGAGUCUUGGGGAAAUCCCACAGAUGAUGGUGAGCCAGCUGCUGCAGCGCCAUUCCCAGCCUGGGGUGGAUUUAGUAAAGAAGAUGGCGAAGCUUUAAAGAAUACCUGGAAUCUGCAUCCAACGAGUAAUGAAACUCCUUCUGUGAGGGACCUGAGUGAGUGGGCCAUGACAAAGAGUGGGUUUUCUUUUCCUACUGAAGACCUCGUGGGCAAUUCACCUGGUGAAGCAGACAGCGAAGUAGCUCCACAAAUCUGGGGCAAGAAGAACCCUGGCUCCAGGGAUAAUAUCCUGAUAGCUAGAAAUCCCACAUCUGAUCUGGAUCAUAUGUGGAAUGCUUCAAAAUCAGCAAAGGAUGAUCAGGAUGGUUUAGUGGAUCCAAAAAUUAGGGGGAAGGUAGAUUCCUGGAACUUAUUUGAGGAGAACAGCAAGAAAGGAGGCUCAGAUGUCCUAGCUCCUUGGGAAGAUUCCUUCUUAUCAUAUAAAAGCUCUGACUACAGUGCAUCCAACAUUGGAGAAGACUCAGUGCCUUCCCCCUUGGAUACCAACUAUUCCACCUCUGACUCUUAUACAUCACCCACAUGUGGUGGAGAUGACAAAGAAAUUGAAAAUAAGUCCUUUGCUAAAGAGGGAGGUUUUGAGUCAAAAGAUGCUAACUCUACUGCAGAGGAAGCAGAAAUGCCCCCUCAGUCACCACAGCAGCCACCUAGAAAUCGAAUUAGUUCAGAUCCCGGGAGCCUAAAAAUGUGGGCUUUACCUCAUGCAGAUGGUAGUUCUGAAAAUAAUGUCACGCCUAAUACAGAUGAAGAUUUACUCAAGACAGAGUCUGCAGAUGAUAAGAAUGCCUCCAUGGGAAAUGACGUUGGGGAAAGCAGCCAGUCCAGCUACGAUGACCCCAACAUGAUGCAACUGUACAAUGAGACAAACCGCCAGCUCACGCUUCUGCACAGUAACACUAACUCCCGGCAGGCUGCCCCCGAUGGCCUUGACUUGUGGAAUGGAGUGAUGCUGGAGGACACUCAGUCCACAGCAACCAUCUCAGAUAUGGAUAAUGAUUUGGACUGGGAUGACUGCAGUGGGGGUGUGGCUAUGCCUGGUGCAAGUCAAGCACAGGGAUACAUGGCUGAAGGUGCUGAACUAGAAACUCGAUUUUCAGUGAAACAACUUGAACCAUGGGGUGUGGAGUAUCCGGAAACAAAUCAGGUAGACUGGGAACUUCCUACCUCUGAGCACAGCAAGGACUCUGCCCCCAGUGAACAUCAUACACUGAAUGAAAAAAGCGGACAGCUGAUUGCGAACAGUAUUUGGGAUUCUGUCAUGAGAGAGAACAAUAUGCCAUCACUAAUGUUCCCAGACCCACUGCAUGUUACAGCUACAACACAAAGUAGAUCACUUCCUGAAACUCCCAACUCCCCAGAAAAAGUUAAGGAGAGUCAUCCUCCAGAUGUGCAAGGAGACUCUGGGGCACUUACCCCUGAUCCCCACAAGCAGGACACAUCCAGGGGAACCCUGAUGAGUGACACAGCAUCCUUGAUGACCACUCUUGAGAAUCCAGGGCAUUUUGCAUGCCCAGAUCCAUGGAAAGAUCCUAGUGAUGGACAAAGUGAAGUUGAGACAGAAACUCAUGGAGUCACUGAAAGGGAUAGCCUUGGUGAGGCAGAGAUGCUGGAUGGAGUCUCGCAGAUUUCUGGAAAAGGGCAAGAUGAUCAAGAACACUCUCCCCUAGCUGCAUCUGAACAUCAAGAAAUCUGUUAUGAAUUAGGCAAAGCAAGUUCUCAUUCAGCCACUUGCAGUCCUCAGUCAGAGAAACCACAGGAGAUUUUAGAAUGUGAGGAAGAGUCAUUCAAUUUAGACCACUGUGAUGUGCAAAUAGAGGAGUCCACAAAUCACCUGCAAGUACAAGAGACCUGUGAAAAUGACCUCACAAAUCACAGUAAUUCCUGUGAGACAACUGAAGUUUCAGGGAGACUGAAUUUAACAAGAAAUAUAUCCUCACUUGAAUUGAAUCUUGGGAAAACUGAAGAAUGUAACAUUCUGGAGUCAGAGAAAAUGACCCAAGAGUCAUCUCAUGAAUGUCCGCAAAGUCCCAAUGUGUGGGGUGACCCUGUAGACAAUGAUGUGCAGGUCAAUUGCAUGAGCUCUAAAAUAACUGAGAAUCUUGAAGUUAAAAGUACUGAGAACAGCUCCCCAGGAGCCAGUUCAUCUGCAAAUUAUGACAGAGAUAGUAUUUGUAGUGAGUGUACACAUUCAAGUGCAUCAACUCCUGGCUUAAAUGAUUCUUUAGCUGCAUUGUCUUCUUGGGGCCAUGAACCCAAUAUGGAGCAUCAGAAGGAGAAGCAAGAUAAUUUGAAUAAACAAGAUCACCAAGAAUCUGAACUAAUUACUACCAGUGGCCAAGAAAUUACUGAGAUGAAGGACCUGGAGAAAGACAAAAUGGACAGGUUUAAAAAGAGCUUAGAUCCCAAGGUUCCUAAGUUUUUAGAGGUUUGGAAUGACUCAAUAGAUGGUGACUCCCUCUCUUUAUCUAGUCCUGAAAUAGGCAAAUAUUCUGAAUACUUAGGUACACAUGAGGAAAAAGUUCUAGUGAUUAGCCACCAAGAAAAAACUGUAUGUAACAGUCCUGAAACUGUUCAGCCAGAGGAUGCCAAAUUUAUUUCAACAAACUCAGGUCUUGAUGAAUAUAGCAUAGAUGAUGAAGAGAAGGUGGGGAAAGAGAUCCAUUUGACCACUUGUGAAGUGGCUCAGCAUGAAUCCACAGCUUGGGAUUCAUUGAGUGAAAGUGAUAAAUUCUUGCCCACAAUUGAUCCCAAGCUGGUGGAAUCUUCUGACUACGCAGACAGUUCAGAACCAGCAGAGAAUGAGAAUAAGUCAAUUCCAUUCUGUGACAAUCAAGAAAGCAGUCCCGAAGGCUGGAAUUUCUCACCAAUAAAGAAGGAAAUGCAGAUGGUAGUGGAUAAAGAGAGGCAGUCCUCUCCAGAAGUAGGAAACAAUAGAGAUACUCUAUGGCAAAUAUCUCCCAAAACAGAGCCAAAGAAUGAAAACUAUUCUAAAUUGGAAAUGCUUGGCUUCUCAACCGAGAGCACUGAGUGGUGGAAUACUUCUCCAAAGGAGGGGCGAUCAAUUGAAAGUGCAUUUGAAGGGGAACUGUCUAACACAAGUGACAUGUCAGAGAUGAAUUCUUCAACAUACCAAAAGAUGGGUCCCUGGGGAGUACCCAUUCAGGGUGAUGCUGAUUCUAUGGCUACACAUUGUACAAGUCCUUUCAGUGAUAAACACCAGUCACCCUUUCUGGAUAGUGAUGGAGAAGGCUCCCAUAAGCAACUUUGGAACAUUCAACCAAGAGAGCCAGACCCAGAAGCUGAUCAGCACAGCCAGCUUGUAAUAUUGGACCAAAUUAAAGAAAAGGAUUCAAGAGAUAAAACCUCCAUAUCUUCUUCUGGUGAUGCAUUCACUUCAGAAAUACCUGCCCAAGAGCAGUAUGAGAAUACAACACUGUCCUCCUGGAACCAGCCAGAACCAACACAUAUUCAAACCAAUGAAAAUGGAUGUGUUACAUCUAAUGUUUCAACUAUUGAGAGUCAAGAAGCAAUUUGGUGGGAACAGGAAAAAGCAUAUCCCAGAGAAAUAACAAAUUCAAUGGUUGCCUCGGAAGAUUUCCCUUAUGUCAGUUCUUCCAACCAAUUUAUAAAGAAGCCAAGUUCUCAAUGGGAUGGCUCUACCCUUAGUGAGGAAUCCCAAGGCACAUUUGUUCCAGAUAUUCUCCAUGGCAACCUACAACAGGAUGGGCAACUAGCUUCAGCUUCACCUGACUUAUGGACGGAGGCAAAGCAGCCCUUCAGUUUGGAAGCAGAUGAUGAGAAUCCUGAUCUACUGACCCACUGUGACCAUGAUACUAAUUCUCAAACUUGCAACAGCCCUGAUAUAUGUCAUGAUUAUGAAGUGAAGCAAGAGAGUGAACAGCACAUCAGUGCUGGGGUGGGUCCUGAAGGGGAAUCCAGUGAGUUAUAUCUCCCUGAGCAAAAGAUGAGUGAAGAAACCAAUCAAGAGUCUGGGUUAUAUCUCACUGAACAAAAGAUGAGUGAAGAACCCAAGCAGGAGUCUGGGUUACAUCUCACUGAGCAAAAGAUGACUGAAGAACCCAAUCAAGAGACUGGGUUACGUCUCACUGAGCAAAAGAUGACUGAAGAACCCAAUCAAGAGACUGGGUUACGUCUCACUGAGCAGAAGAUGACUGAAGAACCCAAUCAAGAAUCUAGGCAGGAAUUUGUGCCAUACAAUUCAGAACUAUAUUCUGAAAAUGAAAUUCCACUGCCUUCAAUUUGUGAUCAAGCAAACACAAAUGGCUCAUCUCAGCCUGUCUCUCCUGAAAGUUUUCUUGAACCUUCUGAAAUAAAGAGUGAAAACAAUAGAGGUUUACCAGGACAAGAAAAAGGAGUUGACCCAGCUAUAGCACCAGUUUUGGAACCUAUUGACAGAACAGUUCCAAUGGUUGAAAACACAGGAAUCAGUAUUUUGGUAACUCACCAAGAGCCAAUGAUGGAUGUCAACAGCUCUUAUAUAUCAGAAGGCUUUUCUCCUGAGAGUCAGACAGAUGCAGGAGGUUUGUUGGAUAGGGCACAUCCUUUUUCUCUGGAAAACUCUGCCACCAUUCCAGGUACUUUGCUAGUCUCAGAUGCUUGUCUGGAUGUGAGUGAAGCUGCCCUUGAUCGCAGCUUUAGCACAUCGACAGGAACAAUAGAUGACAUGAGUAAAUUGACAUUAUCAGAAGGAAAUCUCGAAAUGUCAGUUGAUGGAGAUGCAGGCAAGCAAGAUAUCUGUUCUUCUGAAGCCUCAUGGGGGGAUUUUGAGUAUGAUGUCAUGGGCCAAAAUAUUGAUGAAGAUUUAAUAAAGGAACCUGAACACUUUUUAUAUGGUGGUGACCCUCCCUUGGAAGAAGAUGCUCUGAAACAGUCGCUGACACCAUUCACACCCCCCUUUGAUUUGUCUUAUCUCACAGAGCCUUCCCUUGGUAAGGAAAUGACAGAAGCAUCUGAGGUUCCAGAGGAUGAGCCUCUACAGAGCAAAGCAGCAGAGAUAGUGCUUUCUGCCCAUCCUGACCAAAGAAGUACAGAAGACAUUGCUGAUACUAAGAACAGACAGUCUGGACACCAGCUGGUUGUGCUGCAUAUUCAUGAAGACCCUGAGUCAGGUUCUUUGCCUGAAGAAGCAGACUCUGAAUUGUCACCAUCAAACAUUGACUGGGAGGUAGAAACCGAGAACUCAGAUUCGCCAGCAGGUGGAGACAUAGAACUACGAAAUGGUGCCAGCAAGAAAAUAUUACAGUUGGAAGAAGAAAAAAUAAUUCCUACCAAAGAACCUGAGCAGAUAGAACCAGAAUGUGGAGAAGAAAGACACACAGAGGAGAGUGAAGACCAUCAUGAUCUACACAUGGAUUAUAUACUCGUAAACCAUGAAGAAAAUUUAUCCCCUAAACCAGAGGCUGGUGAAGCAAAAGAAAGCACCUCUGAAUUAGAAGAGUUUCAUAGAGGAUCUGAAGAAACAGAGUUGCCAGAAAUUCAGUUAGAAUGCUUCCCAGACUCAAGUCAGCUGAGCUACUUAAGUGAAAGCAACGAUCACUCUGCAGAAAUAAUGUCUUCUACAAAUGAUAAGAGACCAUCUCUAGAAAGCCCUGGAAAAGACCAGAGUUGGAUGGUCUUGGGCCACAGUAAGAUUGUCGAUCCAUCAUCCAAAGCUAAGGACUCAGGUCCAGGAGAGGCUGGUGAGACUGUGGAGCCAGCCUCUGAUCUCAGCUUGGACAAGGAUUCCCAAAUGCAGAUUCUGGGAGAACUGAAGCCCCCAGAAGCUUUAGUGCUAGAGAAAGCCUCUGGUUUGGACAGCCAAUCACGGAAAAGCAAGAGCCGAGGCAGGGCUGGCUCAGAUGCAGUAAUGUCACAGACUGUCACCCAUGACAGUGAGUGGGAAAUGCUGUCACCACAGCCUUUGCAGAAAAACAUAAUCCCUGAAAUGGAAAGGGAGGAGGAGACAGAGUUUCUUGAGCCCAGAAUAAGAAAACCAAAACCAAAUGGACAACUGUCAGAGGAUGUGGGAAUGGACAUCUCCUUUGAGAAGGGAAUGCUGAGUCCUGACGCUGCAGACAUGAGACCUGAACCUCCUAAUUCUCUGGAUCUUAAUGAUACUCAUCCUCGGAGAGUCAAGCUCACAGCCCCAAAUAUCAAUCUUUCUCUGGACCAAAGUGAAGGAUCUGUUCUCUCUGAUGAUAACUUGGACAGUCCAGAUGAAAUUGAUAUCAAUGUGGAUGAAAUUGACACCCCUGAUGAAGCAGAUUCUUUUGAGUACACUGGACAUGAAGAUCCCACAGCCAACAAAGAUUCUGGUCAAGAGUCAGAGUCUAUUCCAGAAUAUACAGCAGAAGAAGAACGGGAGGACAACCGGUUGUGGAGGACUGUGGUGAUUGGCGAGCAAGAGCAGAGAAUUGACAUGAAGGUCAUCGAGCCCUACAGGAGAGUCAUUUCUCAUGGAGGAGAUUCAGGGUACUAUGGGGACGGUCUCAAUGCCAUCAUUGUGUUUGCCGCCUGCUUUCUGCCAGACAGCAAUCGGGCGGAUUACCACUAUGUCAUGGAAAAUCUUUUCCUAUAUGUAAUAAGCACUUUAGAAUUGAUGGUAGCUGAAGACUAUAUGAUUGUGUAUUUGAAUGGCGCAACCCCAAGACGGAGGAUGCCAGGGCUAGGCUGGAUGAAGAAGUGCUACCAGAUGAUUGAUAGACGAUUGCGGAAGAAUUUGAAAUCAUUCAUUAUUGUUCAUCCAUCUUGGUUCAUCAGAACAAUCCUUGCAGUGACACGACCUUUCAUAAGUUCAAAAUUCAGCAGUAAAAUUAAAUAUGUCAGUAGCUUAUCUGAGCUCAGUGGCUUGAUCCCAAUGGAUUGCAUCCAUAUUCCAGAGAGCAUCAUCAAGUACGAUGAAGAGAGAUCUUUUAAGAAAAGUGUGAGACUGGAUGAAGAACUGAGGGAGGCAUCAGAAGCAGCUAAAACUAGCUGCCUUUACAAUGAUCCAGAAAUGUCUUCUAUGGAGAAGGAUAUUGACCUGAAGCUGAAAGAAAAGCCCUAAAUGGCCAUUGCUGAAGAAGAGGAUGCUUUUCUGCUUCAUAAUUCUGUUGAAACUUAUCUACCUGGAAGAGAUAGGGCUGAUGGUACUUUUUCCACUUUGCACUACCUGGUGCCAUUCUAAAUUUCUAAGGGAAAAAUAAUAAUGAGGGAAUUUGUUUACUCCUAACAUGUUUUUUGAAAUUGUGUGUAUUUUCCUAUUUUGCCAAUUAUGUGCCUCAAAGAUUUUAGUUGAACCUUAGCAAAAAAAAAGUAGGGCCUUCCAUUUCAAUAUUUCCAUGCCUCUCGCUGCAGUGGCAUUUCACCUCUUAGAUUGGUAUGGACAGAUAAGAGAACUUCAAUCCACUGCUAGUUAUAAGCAGAUUUGUUUCCAUUGGUUAGCUGGAUUUCUCUUUAGUGAUCAUUUGAGGUUUAAAAUACCCAGGGCUCGACUCUCCUUGAGAAGAUUAUCUCUGCAGAACUCUACCUUUAAAAUCCUAGUUUGCUUAACACAGCCAUAAACCAGACACAUGUUUGAAAUCACCAUCAGUUAAGUGUCCACUGGCUCUUGUUCACAUGAAUCACCUCUACUUUUGUAAAAGGCAGUUAGGUGUUAUAAUUGGCAUGUGCUCAUCAAUUUGGCAUCAUAUUUGUGGUGAAUUGGUCUUUUUAAAAAAUCAUUUCUUCAGUGUAUGGUGAAGACUUCCACGUUGAGAAACUUCAGGAUUAGUGUCCACAUUUUCGGUAACUGUCUGUACUUCAGAUCAUAAACUCACUUCAAGAUGUUACAUGGUAAAGCACUGAUAUAUCAGUUUGUUCACCAACUUAGUUCACUGUUGCUGGCAUAAUUAUUAACAAUGCUCCUUUUGCUGAGUCAUUUUUCCUUCUGGAAGAUGUUCCCCCUGUCCACAGGAAUGAAUGAAGAACCCAGUGUUUGGUUUAGUGGAGUAAACCUGAGGACAGAGCUGUUGAUCGAGGGCUCUUGUUACAGUGACAGGCCAGCCAUUCACCCUUUCUCUGAAUCUGUCCAGUCUGUCCAUGGGAGAGUACUCAGGACUCUUUGAAGCUUUACCUUCCAACAUAGAAAGUAGAAGUAUCUGUCCCAAUUAUUGAUUUUGUUUGGGCUGCUCUGUGGGCUGUGUAACCAUUCUGAUAGCUAGAAUCUGCUACUUUAUUAUCUUAAAAAGAUAAUUUAAUUGCACGUGUUAGAGAAAAGCCACCAUGUAAAUUCACUCCAAGUAAAUAGAAUCCUAGAAAAACCGACCCAAAAAUUCCCUAAGCAGAUAGAUAGACAGAUGUAAACACAUCAUUAGCUAUCUAGCCUUUCCAUUCUCAGCAUUCUUGCUUGGGUUCUGACUUCUGGACUGCGCUUUUCCUGUGGAUUGGUAGCUAAGGGAACUAAAGGAGUCGUUGGGGCAAAAGUAUUGUUUUGCCAAAGUGGCGAUUGCCCUUCACUAGUUGCUUGAUUAAAAGAAGGGAAAAAAUAUAUGUACAGAAAAUAUUGUCAAGGAGUGAGAAGAUGUGCUACAGGGCAAUAGCUAAAUGCAGGAAACCCUGAAGUUCCUGUGGAAGCUGUACACUGUUUUUAGGGGUUAUCUUCUAAACGUAGAAGUCACGACGCCAAGUCUUUGUGUUAUCUUAAGUAUUUAGUUACGGAACUAUGGUCCCGACUCUCAUCUAAUCACAAUGCCUCAGUAGCUUGCUCCCUUAGAAAUGUUUAGAUGUGCACAAAAUAAACUUUUAUAUAGAGUUUUUUCUACCAUGUAUUGGACUGCUCUGAAUAAAGUAUCUGUUAGACUUUG
Condylura cristata (star-nosed mole) is the source of this 11323-nucleotide messenger RNA. RefSeq names its product prune homolog 2 (Drosophila) (gene PRUNE2). The transcript has 22 exons. The coding region runs from base 103 to 9546 and encodes 3147 amino acids. NCBI's taxonomy places the organism in Eukaryota, Metazoa, Chordata, Mammalia, Eulipotyphla, Talpidae. The record is from RefSeq and is a predicted model, not a curated record. Gene Ontology annotation, cellular component: cytoplasm. Gene Ontology annotation, molecular function: pyrophosphatase activity. Gene Ontology annotation, biological process: apoptotic process.